AGAAAAUCAGAAAACCAGUGAAUUUUGAUUAUUAUAAAAAAUAUAUAUAUAAGUUUUUAAUUAUAAAAAAGCUCAGCGUUGUAUUCAAAUGUAGGCCAUGGGCUGUGUUCCUUCUCGUCCUCUCCGGCGAUUCUCCGCCGGAGCCAGCGGCGGAGGUGCCGCCGCCGUCGCCUCCAAGAACCCCGAUGAAGCCCUUAGCCACUCCUUCCGAUACUCCCGAUCAUCCUCCAUCUCCGGCGAGACCGCCUUCAAGUCGAUCACCGGCGCAGCCCUCUCUGCCAACUCCUCCGCACCUCUCCCAUCGCUCCCCUUCCGAUCCUUCUCCUCCUCUUCGUCGUCAUCAUCGGCCCUCUUCCUCUCUGGCCCUCUUGACUCCUCCGGCCCGGCGAGAGCCCGCAAACCCUCGUUUCUCCGGCGUAGCCUCUCCGAGAAGAACCGGCCGUGGGUCGUGCCGAUGCGAAGCUUCCGCCGGCCCGAUCUUGAUCUUGAUCUCGCUGGCCGGAGCGUCCAGUGGGCACAUGGCAAGGCCGGCGAGGAUCGGGUCCAUGUCGUCGUCUCCGAGGACCCUCGUUGGCUCUUCGUCGGUAUCUACGAUGGAUUCAACGGCCCCGAUGCACCGGAGUUCCUCGUUUCCCGCCUCUACCCUUCGCUCCUCCUCCACCUUCAGGGCCUCUUCUGGAUUGAUGACGAUGAUGAUCGGAGGCCGCUUUGGGAGUUUCUUGAAUCCCAGGACAGUGAUACGGAGUUCGAUCUCUCUGGACCGGGGCGGUUCGCAUUCUCACUCUCAAAAUUGCGGUCAGGGCUCGGGAAGAUGAAGGUGCCAGCGAGGUGGAGGGUUGCAAGAGAAGAGAAGGAGAAGUGCGAAAGUGUUCUUCGGCGGCGGCGGCGGCGGCGGCGGGGCGCGGGUCCGGUGGCUGAUCAUGGACUGGUUCUGAGAGCGCUCUCGCGAGCAUUGGAAGCCACGGAGAUGGAAUACUUAGAGAUGACAGAUAGAGCCAUGGCUUCCAAUCCAGAGCUCGCGCUCACUGGUUCAUGCUUGCUGGUGGUUCUUGUCAGGGACGAUGAUGUUUAUGUUAUGAAUCUUGGCGAUAGCCGUGCCAUCGUCGCGCAGCGCAAGGUUCCGGCGAUUGACGAUGGUGUAGCUCCGGCGGUGGAACUGGUGGCACUGCAGCUUUCCAUGGAUCAUAGUACCAGCAUCGAACAAGAGGUUCUGAGGAUCAAAGAGGAACAUCCAGAUGAUGACCGGUGCAUUGUAAAUCACAGAGUGAAGGGCCGGCUCAAGGUCACCAGAGCAUUUGGUGCUGGAUUUCUCAAACAGGCCAAAUGGAAUGAUGGAUUACUGGAAAUGUUUCGGAACGAGUACAUUGGAAGUGCACCAUACAUCUCAUCUGAACCUUUUCUGUGUCACCACAAGCUGGGUCCAGAUGAUCAGUUUCUGGUCCUCUCUUCUGAUGGACUCUAUCAGUACCUGAGCAAUGAGGAAGUGGUUUCACAUGUGGAACAUUUUAUGGAAAAUUUCCCAGAUGGGGACCCCGCUCAGAGCUUGAUUGAAGUGCUUCUUUCCAGAGCCGCAAAGAAAGCUGGGAUGGAAUUAUGUGAAUUGUUGGAAAUACCGAAAGGAGACCGAAGAAAGUACCAUGACGAUGUAACUGUAAUGAUCAUAUCACUCGAAGGAAGGAUAUGGAAGUCUUCCGGAAAAUGCAUAUGAUUUGCAGUGCCAUUGCACAAUUUCAGUUGCUUGUUCUAAUGCUUUCAGAGAACUUUUAGACUGUUUACUGUGAAACAGGAAGUCCAAUUCUUUCCUCAGAUUUGGUCAUCAAAGAAAAAAAGUAUAGUGUCUGUUUUUGGUUUUUCAAUUUCAAUUGCAAAGUUGUAUCCCUUUUCCUUAUAAGAAAAACGAAGCAUGUUGAAGCCAUUCA
This is a messenger RNA of Dioscorea cayenensis subsp. rotundata (Guinea yam), 1919 nucleotides long. RefSeq names its product probable protein phosphatase 2C 26. Gene Ontology annotation, molecular function: protein serine/threonine phosphatase activity. The record is from RefSeq and is a predicted model, not a curated record. Lineage: Eukaryota; Viridiplantae; Streptophyta; Magnoliopsida; Dioscoreales; Dioscoreaceae. Gene Ontology annotation, biological process: protein dephosphorylation.